GUCGACAACAUUUCAACUUUCCAUCUUCAUGUAUUCUCGGUUUGAGAAUGAGGGUUUUGUUGAUUUGGGUUUUGCUCAUAGACGGUGUGUUUGGUAUUGAUGAAAUGAAGACUGUGUCAGUGAUGGAGGGAGAUUCUCUGACUUUACACACUGCUGUUACUGGAUUACAGAAUGACAAAUCCAAUUUUAUUAAAUGGUAUUUUAAUGGCAUCCGUGUAGCUCAAAUCUAUGGAGAUCUCAGUGUGUUCUGUACAGAUGUGAAGUGUCCAGGUGGUUAUAAUGAGAGAUUCAGAGACAGACUGAAGAUGAACAAUCAGACUGGAUCUCUCACCAUCAUGAACAUCAGAAUUACAGACUCUGGAGUUUAUCUACUAUGGAUCAUCAAUGCCAUCAGAGAAGAAAAGAUGUUCACUGUCACCGUCAAACCUGGAGUGUCUGGUGCUGAAAUGAAGAUAAAGUCGGUGAUUGAAGGAGAUUCUGUCACUCUACACACUGAUGAUACUGUAAAACAGGGAGAUGUUGUGAUGACGUGGUAUUUCAAUGACACUCGUAUAGCUGAAAUGAAUGAAGAUCCCAGUAAGAGCUGUACAGAUGUGACGUGUGAUGAAGGUGCUGAGAGAUUCAGAGACAGACUGAAGAUUGACCAUCAGACUGGAGAUCUCACUAUCACAAACACCAGAACUACAGACUCUGGACUUUAUCAACUAGAGAUCAGCAGCAGUAUCAGCAGCAGCUUCAGCGUAAAGAGCUUCAGUGUUAAUGUCAGCGUAUCAGACAUAAAAACUCGUUCUUCAUUCGACCAAAAAACUCCAGAUUCAGGUCUGUCUUCUGCUGCUGUAGCAGGAAUAUGUGUUGCUGUUGUUCUGGUUGUCGCUGUAACUGCUGGUGUGAUUUAUAAUCGGCGUAAGAUCUCAACACAAGGACAAAAUGAUAUGGAGAUGCGGCACAAUGUUCAGGAGGAUGACGGAGAGAAUGAGACUCAUGUGAUGAAUGAUGAAGGACAGGAGAGAGAACAGGAAGAGAGAGAGGAAGAGAGAGAGGAAGAGAGAGAGGAAGAGAGAGAGGAAGAGAGAGAAGAAGAGAGAGAAGAAGAGAGAGAGGAAGAGAGAGAGGAAGAGAGAGAGGAAGACAGAGAGGAAGAGAGAGAAGGAGAGAGAGAGGAAGAUAGAGAGGAAGAGAGAGAAGAAGAGAGAGAGGAAGAGAGAGAUGAUGCAACUGAAUGACUCGACAACAGUUUGUGCUGCUGCUGCAAUUCCUGCUUCUGUUCCGGUAUAACGCUGCUCUGAUCGAGGAUCAGUUUCCCCACCUCAAAUCCAAACCUCACUUACUAUUGAGAAAAGGAAAUCUGACUCGAGAUCUUUCUCAGAAUUUUGCUGCUGUUGGAAAGACUUGAUGCUUAAUAGACAAAUUAUUCAGUUUUACUGACAUGAAACAAGAAUCACAAACACACUUUCUCUAGUCUUGAGUUGAUUAAUUCAGAAUACUGAAACUUUCUGAACAGUGAUGAAUGUGUUUCAUCAGAUCAUCUGAAGCGCUUCUCAAACAUUUCAGUUCCAACAUUUGAUCAAAUAAGAAGCAAAUAAAUGUUCCCUUUAAUCUUUUAUUUCACUAAAGCAACACACACGAGCCUCAAUGAGUAAAAUCAAUGUGCCUGAAGUUAAUAUAAAUAUACAAUCAAAACCCUCAUCUAUGCAUGUGAUUAUAUUAAUGAUAUUUAUACUGUAGUUAAGAUAAAACCUGCAGUCAAAUCAAAAACAUAAAUUAUAAAUAUUGCCUUUAAUCUCGUGUUUGUUCUGGAACUGAUUUUCUCUUUAAAAUGUUUUUAAAUCACUUUAGUUUGAUUUAUUCAUGUGGGUCAUGCAGAGACUUCUGGAAACACCAGAUUUAUUUAUUUAUUUAACCGUAAUUUUAACAAGUUUACUGUUAACAUCUGUAUAUACAUGUGUGUGUAUGUAUGUAUAUCAUAUUGUGUAUUUUCUAUUUAGUUUCACUUUACUUUAUUCUAUUUUUGUAUUAAUAUCUCUGUCUUGUUGUUUUUGCACUUUAAACUAAUAUCAGCAAGACAAAUGUAUUGUAUGUGUUUAAGUGUUCUUGUGCAAUAAAUC
This is a messenger RNA of Xyrauchen texanus (razorback sucker), 2105 nucleotides long. RefSeq names its product myb-like protein X. The record is from RefSeq and is a predicted model, not a curated record. The transcript is spliced from 6 exons. NCBI's taxonomy places the organism in Eukaryota, Metazoa, Chordata, Actinopteri, Cypriniformes, Catostomidae. The coding region runs from base 48 to 1223 and encodes 391 amino acids.